Molecule: messenger RNA, 2086 nt
Organism: Etheostoma cragini (Arkansas darter)
Lineage: Eukaryota; Metazoa; Chordata; Actinopteri; Perciformes; Percidae
Gene: fbxw12
Product: F-box and WD repeat domain containing 12
Exons: 10
Coding region: 112-1533 (473 amino acids)
Molecular function (GO): protein binding
Source: RefSeq, a predicted model, not a curated record
UCCCCCUUGUCCCUGUGUUCUUUCCGUAGCCACCCAAAAUGUCGCUUUCAUGUUGACUUAGCCUACUGUUGGGAGUUAGUCGGUUAGGGGUGCAAUAUUAUUGAUGUCGGUAUGGAUAUUCAUCACCCGCACUUGAUCGGUGAUUGCCUUAUUCAUAUUUUUACAUUCCUCACCGAGGAAGAUUUAAUAAGUGCCUCGUGUGUGUGUAAGGAUUGGAAUGAAGCUGCAGAGACCCCAUGGUUAUGGAGGAGGAUGUGUCUGCAGAGCUGGGGUUUCUGUAACCUCGCUGUUCUGGGGGCUGAACACGGGAAGAACUCAUGGAAGAGAUACUUCCUGCGACGCUGCCAUUUAGAGGUGAAGAUGACCAAAGGGAGGACAGGAGGUUACACCUGCAAGAGCCUCAGAGGACACACAGGCAAGGUGGUGGGGUUGGUGUACCUGGAGGGGAAUUCAGCUCAGCGUCCCGACAUCUGGAGCAGCAGUGCCACAGUGUGCAGCGCCUCUACUGAUGGAACAGUCCGAGCGUGGGACAUCCAAAAUGGUGAACUCCUGUGGUGCAGUCCUGUGCAGAGACCUUUGACAGUGAUUGUAAGUGAUGAAAAGCAUGACGUUGUGAUCACAGCAGACUCCGCAGGCCUCGUCAAGACCUGGCAGGGUCAGACCGGCCAGGAGUUGGCCUCCUUUACAACUGCAUCUCCACCCUGUACAGUACUACAGUAUAAUAUCAACAACAAUUGGUUUCUGACUGUUGGAACCAGUCAGGGAUCUGUGUGUACGCUAUCUGAUUCAGCUUUGACUCAAAAGUCCAGCGUCAUGGUGUGUGACACAUUUAAAAUCAACACACUCCUAGUUUCACCUGACAAGAAAUGGAUCAUUGCUGGAACCAAGGACAAUGAUGAUUUAAGUCCAAAGGUGAUUUACACUGAGAGUUUGACCUCACCGUCUGAGGACGAAGAGCCUCUGUGCCAAUCUGUGCCGGUCCCCGGCUGCCAGGCUGCUGUCUUCAUACCCACCCAGCCUGCCAGAUUGGCCAUCAUCCACCACAACCAGCAGCCAAACAACAAAGCCCUCACUGUCUUCGAUGUCAGCAUUAAAAAAACUAAGUACAAGUCAGAGAUCCAGGUCCAGCAGGUGGAGUCCUUCCCCUUGACACUGAACACCGGGUCCUCAGCCAUCCUUCUCGAGGCCAAGGACAGCAACUUCUUAGUGUUGGCAGCUGGUCAGCACCUAUGGGUCUACUCUUUGAAAGGAGCCCUGCUUGCUAGCUUUAAAGAGCAUACUUUGCCUAUUUCUUCUAUAUCUGUGGACAGCUUUCGCGUGGUGACAGCAUCUCGGGACCUCUCCUUACGAGUGUUGACAUGGAGAAAUGACAGAGACCACGGGUUGACCCUGGAGAGCCGAUACCACUUACUGGGAGGCUCUCACACAACGUCCAGAGGGUUCUCCCAUGUUGCUUGUGACUACUCCAGCAUUGUGGCCUCCGCAGAAGGGAUAGACGGAAAAGAUGUCUUAAAAGCGUAUUCUUUCUCAUGAGUGUUGCUGCUCCAAAAAAGUUGCCUACAAACAGUUUGCACAACCCUCCAGAAGGAGGAUCCUUUGCUUUUAUUAUGAACUUUUCCUCAUAUAUGCAUACACUAGGAUGGGAAGUCUAUGUUUACACUAACCCGAAUGUUUAACAGAAUAGAAAUCCUCUAUUGAUACACUGUGUAAUAAACAUGUUUAGUUUUAGUUUAGUAACAAGUUUUUAAAGAUGUAAGGGUAAUGUUCAUUAUCUACGCUUUGGAGCUGUUGAACAUGAACAGUCUUAAGGCAUAAUGUUUGCUAAAUAUUUUUUUGUCACCUUCUUCAAUAUGUCACUACAGAAGAAAAAUACUGAGACAUAUAGUUAUGUGUUAGUGACAAUAAUAUCUAAUAAAAUAAUCUAGUGACAAAAUGUAUGGUGAUAUAUUUUUAUAUUUAGCCCAAAUUGGCAAGCUCUUGGAAAAGUUUAGCCCGGGAAAAUCCUUACGAACUUCCGGCAAAUUUUAGAUUUGCUCUGCAAGUCUGUCUGGCCAGAAGCCCAUUCAAGCCCAUUUCCAAUUUUUCC